Molecule: messenger RNA, 1425 nt
Organism: Rasamsonia emersonii CBS 393.64
Lineage: Eukaryota; Fungi; Ascomycota; Eurotiomycetes; Eurotiales; Trichocomaceae
Product: Ankyrin repeat containing protein
Exons: 3
Coding region: 1-1425 (474 amino acids)
Molecular function (GO): protein binding
Source: RefSeq, a predicted model, not a curated record
AUGGAGCUUCUUGACUUACCCCUCGAGGUGUUUCGAGCAAUUCUCGAGGAGACUGUCAUUGUCCUGGGCGCCGAUAGAGCACCCAGACUUCGACUUGUGAAUAAAUUCUUCGAUGGCGAGGUUAUCAGAGUUGUGUGCAUAACCGGCAUCCUCGACAGUAGCCACCUGACCUACGGCCCCUGGCUCGCAUAUCACCUGCAGAGCAGGGUUCUGGCACCUCGUGCACAGGACAAUAAUAAUUAUCUUCUCUGCACCCUCCGUCGAGUGGUAGAUGAGCUCAUAGCGAAAUACCAAGGAGACGAACACGAAAGAAAACGCGAGAUUUCACUUGCCUUAUCGCGGGCGGCGGCCGAAUAUCUCGGGUAUCGGGUUCCGAAUGCACUGAGGGGUUGCGAGACACGGUCUGGGGUUAGGCUACCAAAGCGAAGCUCUGUGGCUUAUGUUUCGUUCCUGAGAUCGUACGAGUUCGAACAGUCGAUUCUGCUGGGCAAAGGCCAGACCAGUGACGCACCUGAGCACCUUCUCUCACCAGCGGCGUAUGUCGGGGAUGUUUCCUUGGUCGAGGGUCUUCUUGCGCAGGGCGUCGAUGUCAAUGCCGGGAGCAACGUCUUUGGCAAACCGCUGUUCGCCGCCGCGUCAGCAGGCCAUCUUGACAUCGUCCGCCUCCUGCUCGCCAGAGGUGCGGACGCGGACGAUGGUGCCUAUCCCAGAACCGAGGACGACGAACGACGACUCCUGGAGUCCGGAGACUCCCAAGAGUCCACUGAACUGCACAUCACCUGUACGAGGAGACUUGCUACCGCCCUGGACGCCGCAGCCAUCGGUGGUUAUGAAGAGGUGGUGCGGUUGCUCCUCCAGCCUGAAUUCGGGAUCUCCAGAUCGACCUAUUCGUACCGCGCGGCAAUCAUCAAGGCCGCCCGUGGAGGCAAUGCAAACGUGAUGCGACUUUUGAUCGAAGCCGGGGAGUUCAGCGCCAUCCCGGAAGAAUGGCUCUGGGAGUGCGUGCCCGUGGACGUGGAGGACGUCUCCGUGGAUAGUUUGGCCACGCCGCUGGUGCGCGCCGCUGCCAACGGACACUACGAGGUUGUCCGGCUCCUGUUGCAGAGGGGGGCGGCCGUCAAUGGAACUCCUCACUGCAGCUCUACCCCGAUCAUGGAGGCUGCAGCUGGCGGGUAUCUGCGGACAGUCGAGCUCCUCCUGGACCAUGGAGCGGUGGUGCAUCACUGGGGAUCGCAUCCUCUGGAAGGAGCUGCAAACCAUGGUCAGGCCCAUGUCGUCCAGUUUUUGUUGGAGAGAGGAGCACACUUGAAGACGCGACAUGGAGGGGCAUUGGCGCUCGAGUAUGCUUUGGAAAAUGAAUAUUACUCAGUGUCAGGAAUGCUCAUGGACUAUGGGAUCGCACCUGAUUAUUGGCUCCUCGGUUGA